Molecule: messenger RNA, 1318 nt
Organism: Ixodes scapularis (black-legged tick)
Lineage: Eukaryota; Metazoa; Arthropoda; Arachnida; Ixodida; Ixodidae
Exons: 1
Coding region: 120-1316 (398 amino acids)
Molecular function (GO): nucleic acid binding; zinc ion binding
Source: RefSeq, a predicted model, not a curated record
GGCCUUUUGGCUAAGAUCGAGUUUCGAGUUCGUCGACAGUUUCUGCGCAAGAAUCGUCUCCCUGUGGCCCGCGUCCCUCAGUCGCGCGUCACCGGGGCCCCACCCUACUGCCACGGAAGAUGCCGCCGUCAUCCCAGGCCCCGCCGAAGGCUCAGUCUUUCGUGUUCUCGGCACCCGCCGAAGUUCCUGUUGAUGAAAUAAUCGACAGCUUGUAUGGCCUCGUUGGUGAGGACAGUUUGACGCACUUGCAACACUUCGGUGCAAUGAAGUUCCUGGCUGCAGUCGGUUCGACGGCAGCUGCAGACAAGAUGGUAGCGCAGGGCCACCUGCUGCUUCGAAACGUCGUGGUCCCGCUCGAACAAGUGGGACCGCGUAUCAUCCACGUGACGGUCUUCCGGCUCCCUCCCUACGUCCCCGACGACGCCCUCCAAGCAGUCUUCAGUUCUUACGGGAAGGUGCUCGCCAUUUCCCACCUGACCUACAAAGACCGGCCAAAGCUUUUCACCGGCACGCGAGUCCUCCGCAUGGAGAUGAAGACGCCCGUACCGAACUUCGUCAGCGUUGGAGGGCACCGUGUGAUGUGCGAAUACCGAGGAAUGAAGAAAGUCUGUGCCCGCUGCGGCCUGGAGGGCCACUUUGGAGCCGCUUGUCGCACACCACGCUGCGACCGGUGCGGCGUCUUCGGCCAUAGCACUGACGGCUGUAAUGCCCCGUGCAAGCGUUGCGGUCACAACCACGCCACCACGGAUUGCACGCAGCGCCGGAGUUACUCGGCAGUGAUUCGUGACGAGGGUCCUUCGGAUCCUAGGCCCCCUCCGCUGACGGCACCCGAUCCGCCCGACAGCACUCCAGGUGCUCCACCCCAGCCUGCAGAGACCCACCCGACCGCCGGCGUGACCCAACCGGACGCUCCCCAGGUACCACCAGCCGCGCCUUCGGAGGCCAGCGGGCGCGACGACCCCAACUCGGAAGCGGAGUCCCUCCCCCCCCUUGUCAUCGACGAGUCGGCAGAAAGUGAGUCGCCCGCAAGCCCAGAAGCCCAAACCGGAGUAGCCACUGCCUCCUCCUCGACAAGCGACCCAGGCGUGAGGCCACGAACUCCCGUGGAAUCUGCCACCGACAACACGGAAAGCAUGGAGUCGUCGCCGUCAGAGAGCGACUCCGUCAGCUUCCCGGUGCUGGACCAAGCAGCCAAAAGAGGCCCGCCCUCCUCGUCAGACUCUGGACCUGGCCCCAUACGCUUGACGGGUACGAAGAAAAAGGUUCGACGUCUGAGUUUGAUAGACCGUCCCGUCAUUGGACGCCAACCCCCGUAACU